Molecule: messenger RNA, 1858 nt
Organism: Solanum dulcamara
Lineage: Eukaryota; Viridiplantae; Streptophyta; Magnoliopsida; Solanales; Solanaceae
Exons: 3
Coding region: 679-1620 (313 amino acids)
Molecular function (GO): RNA endonuclease activity
Source: RefSeq, a predicted model, not a curated record
AUGAAAACAUAUUGGGAUAUCUACUUAAGCAAAGAUGGUAGGUUAGAGACAAAACACUAGAUGAUUUCUUUCCAUCUGUUCUAGCCUUGGUGAACAGAGUUACCACAUGUUGCUGGUGGGAGUUGACAGGUAUCAUGUGAAAUUAGUCAAGGUGCAUGCAAGUUGGCUCGGACACCAUGGUUAUCAAAAAAUAAGAUAGUAGGUUGUGCUAUGCAAUUUUAACUCUACCUUGUUUGCUGGUGAUUUGAUGGUUUCAAACGGUAAUGCAAUGCUACCAUCUUACUUGUGAGGCUUGGCAAAAGACUAAUAAGAGAUGUUAAGACAUCCAUUACUCUUCUUACCUUCAUUUUUCCUUCCAACUAGUGAUAUAAAAUCUUAGGGGCUUUAUAUAAAGUACUUCAUAAGAAUAUAUGGGUUACUAAUUGAUGUGGAGUGGAAACCUAAUUAACUAACAGGUCAUUUGAGAAUAACUUACUGUUGAUAGCUUGGAGGGGGAGGGCAGUUCCAAUGGCGACCAUGCUUCUGAAAGCAUUGGAGUUUAGAGUUACAAAUUCUUAAAACUUAACUUUGAAGCAUUCUAAGAUACCCUUUCACUAUACAAAAUAUUCGUCGUUUUGAAGUGCACUUGCUAUCCGCUCUCGUGGUUGUUGAAAUAACUCUUUAAUUUAUGCUUAUCAUAUGAAAAAUAUGAAUAUGCUGCAACAGGUAAAAAUGGAUUCCUGGAACAAUUAUAAAAAGCCCCUUGAUGAGCAAGAUUACUCCAAUGAGGUUGGAUAUGGAGUUGACAUGGAACCCUCUGAAGAAGAGCUCUCAGACUUAUCGAAAGCUUGCAACAAGCUCUGGGAACUUGAUCUAAACCGCUUAGUUCCAGGAAAGGAUUACCAGAUUGAUUGUGGUGAAGGAAAAAAGGUGUACCAAAAGGAUGAUAUGGCAGAAGGAUGCUUAUUUUCCUGGCUGAGUGAAGACGUUUUUAACAAGCCUUCUUAUUCUCGUUUCUGUUCCCUUUUGGAUAAUUAUAAUCCACAUCAGGGAUGUAAGGAGAAUGUAACACCUGAAGAAAAGCGAGAACAAACAGCAUUCAUAGAAGAGAUCAGUAGAACUGCACCAAUUAAAUAUCUGCACAAGUAUCUGUCAUUGAAAGGCGUAGUUUCUGGUAAUUAUGAAGAAUUUAAGAGAAUGUCGACACGUCUGUGGUUCGACCUUUAUAGCCGAGGUGGUACAUCAGCUAGCUCCUCAGCUUUUGAACAUGUUUUUGUUGGAGAGAUAAAGGAGCGCGGGGAGAAAGAGGUGUCUGGAUUUCACAACUGGCUUCAGUUCUAUUUAGAGGAAGCUAAGGGCAAUGUUGACUAUCAAGGAUAUAUUUUCCCCCGAAGGCGUGGAGAGAUUCCUGACUCAGAAACUCAACUGCUCACCAUACAGUUUGAAUGGAACGGCGUCUUAAAAUCUGUGUCAAGCAGUUUGAUUGGAGUUAGCCCCGAAUUUGAAGUUGCCAUCUACACUCUCUGUUACUUUGUUGGAGGGGAGGAAAACCACGUCGAGAUUGGUCCAUACUCUGUUAAUAUUAAAUGCUAUCGAUUGGGAGAUAGCAUUGGCUCUGCUUUCCCUGUGGCUGAAUGUUGAAUGUCACACAUCAGAAACAUUUCUGUGAUUGUGAGACAUUACCAUUUGUUUAAGAAAUAUUCUUGCCCGGUAUUAUCCGCGCAUCUAUUGCUGUCAUAUUCCAACUUGCUGGUGAAAUGAAAAUGCUGAAUAUUGUUCACUUCUAUGAAGCUAUAACAUAAAGAUUGUUGCUCACCAGUGAACACUUGGGAAUAACCUGCAAUUUUAUUUCUAGAUAUUGAUCAGUUCUCUUUCAUUU